Messenger RNA from Arachis duranensis, 1749 nucleotides. Its product is annotated as cytochrome P450 71D9. Lineage: Eukaryota; Viridiplantae; Streptophyta; Magnoliopsida; Fabales; Fabaceae. The record is from RefSeq and is a predicted model, not a curated record. Gene Ontology annotation, molecular function: oxidoreductase activity, acting on paired donors, with incorporation or reduction of molecular oxygen; iron ion binding; heme binding. The transcript is spliced from 3 exons. The coding region runs from base 47 to 1606 and encodes 519 amino acids.
UUAUACAUGUGCUUUUUCACUACCGAACCUUAUCUUCCUUAAAACAAUGGCCAUUUUCUCUUCUCUUCCAACAAUGGAUUCUCCAAUCCCUGCUAUUAGCUUUACAUCAAUGAUUAUCUCCCUUCUCCUUUUCAUGAUCAUGGCAUACAAAAUAAUAAUGAUGAAAAACCCUAACAAUAAAUCCCUCAAGUUACCACCAGGGCCAAACAAGCUACCAAUAAUUGGAAACAUACACAACCUUUUUGGCUCACCACUUCCCCACCAUACAUUGAGAGAUUUAUCCACAAAAUAUGGACCCUUGAUGCAUCUUAAGCUAGGUGAAGUUUCAACUAUAGUGGUAUCUUCACCUGAAUAUGCCAAGGAGUUCUUGAAAACCCAUGACCUAAAUUUUUCAUCAAGAACUCCUAUUCUAGCUUCAAAGAUAAUGUCCUAUGGUUCUAAGGGUUUAUCUUUUUCACCAUAUGGUGAUUAUUAUAGACAUUUAAGAAAGAUUUGUGUGUUGGAGCUUUUAAGCUCUAAACGUGUCCAAUCUUUCCAACCAAUCAGAGUUGAAGAACUCAACAAUCUCAUCAAAUUGAUUGCUUCAAAAGAAGGGUCGCCUAUCAAUCUUUCCAAACAAGUGUUCUCAACAAUAUCUACUAUUGCUUCAAGGUCUGCUUAUGGCACCAAGUGCAGGUACCACAAGGAAUUCAUAUCAGUUGUUAGAGAAGCUACAUUGAUUUCAGGAGGUUUUGAGAUUGGAGAUUUGUACCCUUCUAUUACAUGGCUUCAAUAUGUCUCUGGAUUGAAGCCCAAGCUUGAGAAAUUGCACCGAGAAGCUGAUCAAAUAAUGCAAAACAUUUUCAGUGACCAUAGAGAGAUGAAAGCAUCACAAGAACAGAGUGAUGAUGUAGAAGCAAAUGAGUACCUCUUAGAUGUGCUCUUGAAAUUCCAGGAUAGUAAUAAUCAGCAAGAGUUUCAAUUAACAGAUGAUAGUAUCAAGGCUGUGAUAUUGGACAUUUUUGCAGCCGGAACAGAGACAUCAGCUACAACCGUAUUGUGGGCAAUGGCAGAGAUGAUUAAGAAUCCAUUGAUAAUGAAGAAGGCACAAGCUGAAGUAAGAGAAGUACUUGACAAAGAAGGAAUAAGUGGCAUUGAAAAACUAAAAUACUUGAAAUCAGUUGUGAAAGAGACACUGAGAUUGCACCCUCCUGGUGCAUUUUUACUUCCAAGAGAAUGUGGACAAGAUUGCGAGAUCAAUGGAUAUCACAUACCUUCCAAAAGCAAAGUAAUAAUCAAUGCUUGGGCGAUUGGGAGAGACCCAAAUCAUUGGGUUGAGGCUGAAAGGUUCAACCCUGAAAGGUUCAUGAAUAGCACUAUUGAUUACAUAGGAAACAACUUGGAACUCAUUCCUUUUGGUGCUGGAAGAAGAAUGUGCCCAGGAAUCACGUUUGGGGUGGCGAGCACUGAGUCUACACUUGCAAUGUUGUUGUAUCAUUUUGAUUGGAAGCUUCCCAAUGGAAUGAAGAUUCAGGAGUUGGAUAUGUCGGAAAUUUUUGGAGUGGCAGUAAUGAGAAAAGAAAAUCUAUGCCUUGUUCCCAUUACUUCUCGUCCUAUACGCAACUGAAGGUUUAUGACAACAAAAACUAUGGCAAAGAUAAAAUCAAGUUGUUAAUUGUUGUAAGAUCAAAUAAGUGUAGUGUGUGUUUGUUUGGUAGGUAGAGAUGUUCAUCUUAUUUCCAUAAUUGGUCUUGUAUGUUGAAUACAUUA